UGAAAUCACACAGACAGGGACAUUUUUGCUGUACAGAACCAUUCAUUCAGACGGUUAUCGAAUGGAGUUCGCUAUAAAAACCCAACCCUGCUCUAAAGGCGUCUGCAUUUGUGGUAUCGCAGCAAUAGCAGGAGGUGACGUUUUCUUCACUGAUUAUUGUCAACCGGUACAUUACCCUGUUGUCGGAUUUCCUAAAUGUCAACAUAAUCUAAUAGCAGUUAAAAGAAUGACAGCAUCAUCUCAUAUGAUUCUCUUUCCCACUGGAACAGAUGUGCUGAUAGAAACUCUGCCAGUAGACGGAUUUGCAAUACAGGUUGAUGUGAGUCCUUCUGUGCACGAUUUACACAGAUCUGAAGGUCUCUGUGGUCGCCUGGGUUCAAGUCAGCUUAUCACAAACAAUGGUGUGGCAUCGUCGGUAGAUGACUUCAUUCUGUCAUGGGGAACAGCAGACCUUAAUACGAUAAAAUCGAGUGGUUAUGUUGCACCAGUUUCCCCGUCAGGACCACAAUUUUGUAUCUGCGAAAGUGGAAUUUCGAAACCAAACUGCACUCACUUCCCUUUCAGACCAUACUUUUGUCAAAUUGGUACCAGUGAAUUUUUAUCUGGACAGUGUUCAACCAAUGAGGUGUUUGGAUGAAGAUCCUUACGUCUAUUGAUCAACCAUGAUUUGUUUAAUAAUAUAUUCAUAGAUGUUACCGUACAUGAGAAUAAAUACUGCAAUUUAUUUGCUAACUUGAAAU
This is a messenger RNA of Saccostrea cuccullata (small rock oyster), 740 nucleotides long. RefSeq lists its product as uncharacterized. The record is from RefSeq and is a predicted model, not a curated record. Lineage: Eukaryota; Metazoa; Mollusca; Bivalvia; Ostreida; Ostreidae. The coding region runs from base 62 to 637 and encodes 191 amino acids. The transcript has 4 exons.